Felis catus (domestic cat) is the source of this 1481-nucleotide messenger RNA. It is a transcript of the gene RBP5, whose product is annotated as retinol binding protein 5. Lineage: Eukaryota; Metazoa; Chordata; Mammalia; Carnivora; Felidae. Bases 381 to 758 code for a protein of 125 amino acids. The record is from RefSeq and is a predicted model, not a curated record. Gene Ontology annotation, cellular component: cytosol; nucleus. Gene Ontology annotation, biological process: fatty acid transport. Gene Ontology annotation, molecular function: fatty acid binding. The transcript has 4 exons.
GGAGAAUCGAGAAGCUAGAUGCCCGGGGGAGGGAAGGGGAGACGUCAACGAAGACCUGAGCGAGGCGAGGAGGGGCACUAUUCACGUCACCCCACCACCACCACCACCACCACCACCAGCUGCAGCUCUGCAUUAACCUCUUUUCACAGCCCUUUCCAACAGCAGGUUCCUGCUGCGUGCCUCCCGGGAGCCCGUGAAGCAAAACCCAGACUAAACCGGAGAGAUUGUAGCACUUCAGUUUCUGGCCCCAGUAUCUGAGGAAACCAUGGGAUGGUCAGCAGGGAGGUGGAAAGAGUUCCAGGACUGGAGGAAGAGUGUGCUGUUUGUGUACCCCCCAACACACACACACCUGUGGAAACAAGUCGCUAGCAGACAUCGGCAUGGCCUUGCGGAAGAUAGCGCUGCUGCUCAAGCCAGACAAGGAGAUUGACCAUCAGGGCAACCACGUGGUAGUCAAGACCCUCAGCACCUUCCGCAACUACAUUCUGGAAUUCGAUGUGGGAGUUGAGUUUGAAGAAGAUCUAAGGAUCGUGGAUGGACGAAAAUGCCAGACCAUAGUAACCUGGGAGGAGGAGCAGCUAGUAUGUGUGCAGAAAGGGGAGGUCCCCAACCGAGGCUGGAGACACUGGCUGGAGGGAGAGACGCUGUAUCUGGAAGGCAAGCAAGAAAGGAAAACAAAAGCACUGGGAAGAGGAGCGAGAGGAAGAAAUAGAGGGGCCAGUUGGGCCCCUGGCUACAAAUCAGAUGAAUGUCCAUAAAUCAUGACUGGAGCGAUGGAGACUUAGCCGUUUCACAUUCUGUGACCCAGCUUCCUUCCUUCCUCUGGGGUGAAAAGUUGAAGGUUUGGGACAAUGAUACAAUUCCCCAUACAUCAAGCACUCCGACUGCUGUAUCCUGAAGGAUCAAAUGGGGCUCCAGGACCUCAAGAAAGGAACUCUGGCUGGCAAGAACCUUCUUUCUCUCUCCUCAUUAUUCCUACUGUGUCCCCAGGAACUGACUGCAAGGGAUGCAGUGUGCGAGCAGGUCUUCAGGAAGGUCAAAUAGCCAGAGAGGAGCUGAGGGGCCCUCCAGACUGCACCGGUCCCCAGGCUCCUCCUGGGGAGGAGGCCUUAUACCCCUUCAAGCCAGAUUGUUCCAGGUCAGCAGUCCCUUUUUUUGGGCCACUUACUCUCCCUCCAGGUCCCUCCUCCCUCCUCCCCACGUUAAUCUAUAACUUGUAGCCCCCAGGCCAAAGUCUUUUGUCACACUCCACUGCCUCACAUCUGGUUCAAGGUCUGGCCUCCUGGAUGAAAGAAACAGGCAAAGGGGAAAGACCCCUUGAGAACAGUGGGUCUCAACUCUCUUCAUUUCAUUUGGUUUCUUCUUUUCCAUCUAAGAAAGAACUAAGCUUUGAGCAUUUGAGGACUAGUGAGAACUCUUCCUGGUGAAACUUCUGGAAAACUGAGUUGGGUUCAAGAAUGUAAACAGGAGCUACUGGUAGA